AAGCAAAAAAAUUGUUUCUUUUAGCCAACCUGUUUGUUUUGGCGCUAUUUAUACAUAUAUCUCUAUUACCACUUUUCCCCAUAAACCACCAUUCUACAGCACCGUUUUCCUUCUCAACAUAAUCUUUUGCUUCACAAUAUCCUCUUCAUUUUUCCUUUCCUUUCUAAGCUCUUUCCAACUUUCUUAAAAAAAACUAAAAACCUCUGCCAUGGCAAUCAUCAAAAUUCUCCACACUUUAUUUGGGAUUUUUGGCAAUGUUACUGGUUUGUUUCUCUUUUUGGCCCCCAUGAUUACAUUUAAGAGGGUCAUUAUGAAUAAAUCAACAGAACAAUUUUCAGGCAUACCAUAUGUAAUGACUCUGCUCAACUGCUUACUCUCUACUUGGUAUGGUCUGCCAUUUGUGUCACCAAACAACAUACUGGUAUCAAUAAUCAAUGGCACAGGUGCAGGACUUGAGGCAUUCUAUGUGUUGACAUUCCUCACAUUUGCACCCAAAAGGGAGAAGGCAAAAAUCUCUGGAAUUCUAUUUGUAGUCCUUUCCAUAUUCUCAACUGUGGCAUUGGUCUCCAUGUUAGCCCUCCAUGGCAAUAAAAGGAAGAUCUUUUGUGGCUUUGCUGCUGCAAUUUUCUCUAUCAUUAUGUAUGGUUCUCCUUUGUCAAUUAUGAGGCUAGUGAUUAAGACUAAAAGCGUGGAGUACAUGCCAUUCUUCUUGUCCUUGUUUGUCUUUCUCUGUGGUACCUCAUGGUUCGUCUAUGGAUUGCUUGGGAAGGACCCUUUCAUUGCUGUACCAAACGGGGUCGGAGGUUUGCUAGGAACAACACAACUGAUAUUGUACGCAAUCUACAGAGACAACAAAGGGAAAGGGAAAGGCAAGAAAGGCGAGGAAAAUACAACUGCAGAGAUGGAAUUAGGGAAGCCCAAAGAGAAUAAGGAACUACCUAACACCCAAAAUGGAGAUGCAAAAGCAUGAUAUUUAGGAUUAGUUCAAUCAAAAAAUAAAAUGUUCCCAAACUUUAUGAUGCUCAUUUUUUUUCCCUAAUUGGAAGGGGUAAUUCUCAACGAAUCAAGUUGUACUGGUAGUUACUUAAAGCUAUAACCGUUAUUUCCCUUAUUAUCGUGAAAGUUCUUUAAGAAAUGAAAGUCUUUUUCAAUAA
Molecule: messenger RNA, 1154 nt
Organism: Nicotiana tabacum (common tobacco)
Lineage: Eukaryota; Viridiplantae; Streptophyta; Magnoliopsida; Solanales; Solanaceae
Product: bidirectional sugar transporter SWEET1
Biological process (GO): carbohydrate transport
Cellular component (GO): membrane
Molecular function (GO): sugar transmembrane transporter activity
Source: RefSeq, a predicted model, not a curated record